This is a messenger RNA of Prosopis cineraria, 1167 nucleotides long. Its product is annotated as homeobox-leucine zipper protein HAT22-like. Bases 111 to 680 code for a protein of 189 amino acids. The record is from RefSeq and is a predicted model, not a curated record. Gene Ontology annotation, biological process: regulation of DNA-templated transcription. NCBI's taxonomy places the organism in Eukaryota, Viridiplantae, Streptophyta, Magnoliopsida, Fabales, Fabaceae. Gene Ontology annotation, molecular function: sequence-specific DNA binding; DNA-binding transcription factor activity, RNA polymerase II-specific. The transcript has 3 exons.
UAUAACUUUCCUCUUUGAACAAUUUAAUUUCCUUCUUCUUCUUCUUCUUCUUCUUCUUCUUCUUCCCCUCUCUCUCUCUAGAUCUGUGUGUGUGUCUGUGAUUCUCUGCCAUGGAAGAUGAUGGGAUGGCAUGCAACACAAGGCUGAGUCUAGGGCUGGGAAUAGGAGGUUAUGUGAUGCCAUUAAAGAAGAAGCAGAAGUUAGAAGAAGCCAUUAAUAAUCAUCAGAAAGAGUUAUUGAUCAGUUCGAACACCAGAAUCGAUGAUGAAGAAGAUAUUGAAAAGAGCGAUCAUAGGGAUAGUUGCAGAAAGAAACUGAGACUCACGAAGGAGCAGUCCGCCAUGCUUGAAGAUAGCUUUAAGCUUCAUCCCUCUCUCAACCCAGUCCAGAAACAAGAACUUGCUCAGCGAUUGAAUCUGAAGCCAAGACAGAUCGAAGUUUGGUUUCAAAACAGAAGAGCAAGGAAAAAGUUGAAGCAAACGGAAGCAGACUGUGAGUUGCUGAGAAAAUGGUGCGAAAAUCUGAGAAACGAGAACAGAAGGUUGAAGAAAGAAGUGGAGGAACUACGUGCCAUGAAAGUUGAAGCAACUAACAGUAGCAGUAGUAGUGGUAUUGAACUGAUCUCUAGAGCAGCUACGCUGGCUCUGUGUUCCUCUUGUGAGAAACCAUUAAUCAAAUAAAGGGCAUUGAUGAAUGAUCUUCAAGAAGAAGGAGAAGAAGGAGAAGAAGAAGAAGAAGAAGACUGACACAUCAGGAUAGAAGCAUUAUAGUAAUUCUGCUGAACUUAGUGGUCCCAAGAACUGCACAGUAAAGUGGGGUUAGAGAUAGAGCCAUAGAGGGGGGAAUAGUGCCAACCCAUGAUAAAGAUAGGGAUGCUAAUUAGUACAACUUUUUUUAUUUAUUGGAUUUGAUACAUAUAGCAAAUAUAAAUAUAAUUUUAAAUCAUCAACAUUGUUCGCGUUUUGCGCGCGCGCACAAAGUACAAACUAGAAAUUGAUAUAGCAGGCUCCAAAUAAAUUUACAUGUUAGUAUAUGUCAAUAUGCAAGCUGUGGCUGUAGUUAAUUAUUUACUUUUGUUUUGGUCUUUUGCCUUACAGAUCCGUGGGGACAAGGAAUUAUUAUGAAUUAGUUAGUAUCUUCUUUCUUUCUUUUUUUUUAAUUGCUCAC